Pecten maximus is the source of this 938-nucleotide messenger RNA. RefSeq names its product sodium- and chloride-dependent glycine transporter 2-like. The record is from RefSeq and is a predicted model, not a curated record. The coding region runs from base 452 to 913 and encodes 153 amino acids. Gene Ontology annotation, cellular component: membrane. The transcript has 3 exons. NCBI's taxonomy places the organism in Eukaryota, Metazoa, Mollusca, Bivalvia, Pectinida, Pectinidae.
GUGAAAUUAAUUUUUUUUAAAUAAAACAUAUUUGAGGUUUUAUUUCAUCUCCUGGUUGUUUUUAUUGUUUUUUAUUAGAACAAUUCGGUUUUCUAAAAGCAGAACGUUUUCCUAGAUUCGUUAAGUGACUUACUUCAUCGUAGAUGUGACAAAGGGAGUAACGACUUUGUGGGAUGUUUUGUCGGCGUCUUUCCCGUAUUUGACUUGUCUACAAGCGUGGUACAUCAGAUGAGAUUAAAAUUCAUUAUAAAUGUAUGCCCUGGUUUAAUGCUAUAGAGCUAAUGUUAAAAUACGGUUAGACCGACGUCAAUGUUGAGGUAUUCCAUAAUUACAUUUAAUCAAUCUUGUACCAGAGGAAAUGAAAGACCUCAAAUGUCAACGGAAAUAUAUUGGUUGCAAAUAAUCUCGACAUGUUUCAUUUUAAGGAGGAGACCGAGUGAGCCGGGACGCAAUGAUGAUGUUUGGACGUCCACUUCCUGCAUUCAUCCGAGUCAGUGCUGCCUACAUCACACCCGUGGCCCUGUUUAUGCUGUUGGUGAUCAGUUUCUUUUCCUACCGCCCUCCCACAUAUGGAACCUACAUCUACCCGGACUACUGUAAUGUACUGGGCUGGGCACUGGUCACUCUUACAGUUCUGCCUUUCUUUGUGAUGUUUAUAGUUCUACUUAAGCAAUCAAGCGGUACAUUGACUCAGCGCUUUCGCAAGACUUCAUCGCCAAUGUUGACAUGGUAUCCAGUAGAACCUAAGUUUAGAGAACUUUACCGGAAGUCAGAGAUAUCACGUGGCAGCUCAUUAUCACAGUUAGCUUGGUUUAACCUGACAGGGCGUGGAGGUAUUAGUAUUAACAGUGAAAGCAUUGUUUUGGACGACAGCGAAUGCGCAGUCUUGAAAUAUACCGCUAAUAUAUAUUGAUAUUUUGAAUUAAAAUACCAAUAAU